CUUUAAUCACCCGGAGCAAUUGAGAACCGUUUCAAUGAAUUUGGCUAUGAAAUUUACUAGUGGGUGGGUAUGAGUGGUAGCUUCAGAUUUUUAGCAUAGGCUGAGAACAUGAACAGAAGGGUAGGGACUAGGAAAGCUCGAAUUCCUAUAGCGCAAGAAAAAGUAAUUGAAGUUUGCUAAAAUUCAGAAGUCAGAGAAGGGUACAUCCAUGUCGUUUCUCUGUUUGAAAAACAGUUUGCACAGUAAUAGCCCAAAAUCACUUUUUUAUUAUUAUAAAAGUGUCUGAGGAGCGUAACAGCUUUCUUCGUAAACUUUGGCUUCGGUUUCGGUGAGACAAAAACAACAUGACACAGAUCAGUUAAUUGUGUUAAAAGAGGGUGCGUUAAAAGAAAAGGAAGAAAACUGUUUCGUAAUCCAUGAUUGGUUAUUAUUUCAAAAGUCCAUUGUUUCAGCCUUUGUUAGCUUUCUGGAUUUGAUUUGAUAUUUGUUCUUGUCUCUUUUUUUUCUUUGGUGGAUUCUGACUUGUUUUGCAUUGGAUGAGAAAGUGGAUGAUGCAGGGAAGCUCGAGAAUUGCAAAUAAAAUUGGAAAAGCCUCAAGCAGAGAAAGAAAAUUGGCUUUGAAACAAGAUGUGGAUAGGUUGAAGAAGAAGCUUAGGCAUGAAGAGAAUAUUCAUAGAGCAUUGGAGAGGGCUUUCAACAGGCCAUUGGGAGCUUUACCUCGUCUUCCUCCAUAUCUUCCUCCAUACAUACUAGCUCUUCUGGCUGAAGUGGCGGUUCUGGAAGAGGAAAUUGUUAGGCUUGAAGAGAAGAUUGUGCAUUUCAGGCAGGAUUUGUAUCAGGAAGCUGUUUACAUGUCAUAUUCUAUGAGGAAACUUGAACAUUCAGUUUCAGCUCCUCCAAACAAGUCAAACUCAACAAUGGACAGUCCCAAGUUGGAAAAAUUGAAGUUUCAAUCACAAACAGUUGGUAAUUCUGCAGCAUCAUCUGCAACUAUGCCUACCACAACUCUCACAGAGGAUAAGGAGAAUCAAUCCUGUAGUAAUUCUUCCAAGAGCAGGAAUCAAUCAUCCAACCAUAUGAACAAAUAUCCAAUUAGAAAACUUCACAAUAAAUCCCCACAGAAAAGGUUGGAUCAUCCAAAAAUAAAGCAAGAACCAAGGUUGAACAGCCAGCAAAUUGGAGAUUUGAGAAACCAUAGUACACAUAAAAGUUCACCAGAAGCUGAGAGACCAAAUAUAAUUUCAGAAAAUAUUGUGAAGUGCUUAUCAAGCAUUCUCUUGAGAAUGAGUGCUGUGAAGAAUCCAGGUUCUGCAUGUGACAUUCCACACCUGUGUGAUCUAAGACCUAAAAACUGUGAUGAAGGAACAGAGUUUGUGGAUCCGUAUGGCAUCUGUUUGGAAUUUGGGAAGAGGGAUAUCGGUCCAUACAAGCAAUUAUGUGAAAUUGAUGCUAAAUCUUUCAAUCCAAAACGAACUGCAAAUACUUUGUUUUUACAGCAUCGUUUGAAACUUCUUUUCAGGAAACUAGAAUCUGUCAACCUAGAAAACCUCAACCAUCAGGAGAAGCUCGCAUUCUGGAUAAACAUCUACAACUCCUGUAUGAUGAAUGCAUUUAUAGAAAAUGGCAUACCAGAAAGUCCUGAAAUGGCUGUUGCACUGAUGAGGAAGGCAACAAUAAAUGUGGGUGGACAUGUGCUAAGUGCAACAACCAUAGAGCACUUCAUUCUUAGACUUCCUUAUCAUUGGAGAUUUACAUUUUCCAAGGGAACAAAAAAUCAUGAAAUGACAGUAAGAAGCGUGUAUGGACUGGAACUGUCAGAACCCCUUGUUACAUUUGCUCUCUCCUGUGGAACCUGGUCCUCUCCUGCUGUGAGAGUUUACACUGCAUCUCAGGUUGAGAAUGAGCUGGAAGUGGCCAAAAGAGAGUUCUUACAUGCAGCAAUUGGAUUUUCAACUUCAAAGUUUGCUCUCCCUAAGCUGCUGGAUUGGUAUUUACUGAACUUUGCAAAAGACUUGGAAUCAUUGCUGGACUGGAUCUGCCUCCAGUUACCAAGUGAACUUGGGAAACAAGCCAUAAAACUGCUAGAGGAAAGAAAAACUGAGCCCCUGUCACAGUUUGUACAAAUAAUGCCAUACGAGUUCAGCUUUAGAUACUUGAUAUGCACAUAAUUUCACUUCAGUUCCAUGUACAUUGCUUCACUGCAACUCUGUAUACAACUGUAGAUCAUACAUACAGACAAUGUAGCUGACAAUCUGUUCUCAAACCCUUUGGGAAGAAAUGAUCAGAUUCCUUCUUAACUAAAGUGAAUAAAACAAUCACUGUAUAAGCUAUGGAAUUUGAACUAUGCAAA
Messenger RNA from Vigna radiata var. radiata (mung bean), 2350 nucleotides. RefSeq lists its product as uncharacterized. Lineage: Eukaryota; Viridiplantae; Streptophyta; Magnoliopsida; Fabales; Fabaceae. The coding region runs from base 537 to 2168 and encodes 543 amino acids. The record is from RefSeq and is a predicted model, not a curated record. The transcript is spliced from 10 exons.